This is a messenger RNA of Hyaloscypha bicolor E, 791 nucleotides long. RefSeq names its product DUF1649-domain-containing protein. Gene Ontology annotation, biological process: autophagy; autophagosome assembly. Gene Ontology annotation, cellular component: phagophore assembly site. The coding region runs from base 6 to 677 and encodes 223 amino acids. The transcript is spliced from 3 exons. Lineage: Eukaryota; Fungi; Ascomycota; Leotiomycetes; Helotiales; Hyaloscyphaceae. The record is from RefSeq and is a predicted model, not a curated record.
CUCAUAUGCAAUGUACCCCUCCAUACCGCACAUUCAACACCUCACGAUACCGUUGUUCAAAUUGUAAGCAAAUGAUCGAAAAUAACCUAGCCAUGGAACAACGCCGUCCGCCCGAGUAUAUUAUUGAAGUCUUCGCGGAUCCCUCGUCGGUGAAGGAUGUUGUCAGAGGAAUUUUACAUACGAUCUUUUUUCACAGAUUCUUUCCUUCUAUUCGGCCAAAGUCGAGAGAUAUCCUGGAUUUAACGCUACCAUUUGUGGAUGAUGUUGAGCUAGAGACCUUGAUUGAUCAAAGGACAGCAACGCUUGUAAGACAACUAGACACGAGCUCUGAUCAAGGUGCAAGAAAUACUGGCGUGAGAGGCUUGAUGGCAGUUCAGUUUUUCGAAAAGAAGCGGCGGAAGGCUUGGGGGUUUAUGAAGGGCGAGGAGGAAGUAUGUUGGGAGCAAUGGACGCUGGACGUGACGCUCGCAACUCCGAGGACGGAGAGCGAGAGAGCUAAGGUUCGAAAAGCUAUGGAGGCGAUGUUGCUGAAAGCUGCUAUGAAGAUCGUUACGACGGUAAACAGGGAGAAGGAUCACAUUCCCCCAAUAACGACCAGCGAAGCAAACCCGUUUCCCUACCAGAUUGUGAUUAACCCCAAAGACAAUAGUUGGGGGGCACGGAUGGGAAUAUUUUGAAAUGUUAAAAAAACCAUGCCCGAUUGUACAUACGGGAAUGGGGUUAUAGGAGUCUGGGAGUUUGACAUAGAUGGAUUUGGACACAGAUACCCGAAUAAAAUGGCACAAUGAGGC